Messenger RNA from Bombyx mandarina (wild silkworm), 1182 nucleotides. RefSeq lists its product as uncharacterized. Lineage: Eukaryota; Metazoa; Arthropoda; Insecta; Lepidoptera; Bombycidae. The record is from RefSeq and is a predicted model, not a curated record. Gene Ontology annotation, molecular function: oxidoreductase activity.
UUUACAGAGUACAGUCAUGCCUGAGGUACUAGUUGAGGAAGCCAGGCGGUUCAUGGAGGACAGCCUCACGGCUGUAGGCGCCCCUGUAUCCGAAGCGAAAGCGCAAGCUGAUCUUCUAAUCCAUGCCGAUACAGUCGGACAUUACAGUCACGGACUUAACAGAUUGGAAUUCUAUAUAAACGAUAUCCUGUCAAAAGCAACAGAUCCUUGUGCAAAGCCGGUGAUAUUGAAAGAGUCGGCUGCGACCGCUCUGGUGGACGGUUGCGACGCUUUAGGUGCUACUGUCGGAAACUUCUGUAUGGAUGUCGCGAUAAGGAAGGCGAAGGAAGCGGGAGUAGGAUGGGUGGCUGCCAGACGUAGCAAUCAUUACGGUAUGGCUGGAUACUGGGCAUUGAAAGCGGAAAAACAGGGUCUCAUAGGGCUGUCGUUUACAAACUCUUCUCCGAUAUUAGUACCGACUAGAUCUAAAACAAGUGCAUUGGGUACAAAUCCCAUAGCCUUGGCCGCUCCAGCUAAAAACGGCGAUAAUUUGGUUGUCGAUUUAGCUACAACAGCGGUUGCUAUGGGCAAAGUUGAAAUACAAGUACACAAAGAGGAGCCGUUGCCAGCUGGUUGGGCUCUAGGCCCAGACGGAAAAACUACCACUGAUGCUAAAUUGGCUUUCGAAACAGCUAAACUCCUGCCGCUGGGAGGUGCUGAAGAGACCAGUGGUUACAAAGGGUAUGCUUUGAGCGCCCUUGUUGAAGUACUAUGCAGUGGAUUAUCGGGAUCUAAAUCGACGCAUCAAGUCCGUGGUUGGGAACUGGACAGUCAAGGCGGACCUCCGGAUCUGGGGCACUGCUUCGCGGCCAUCGACCCGGGCUGCUUCGCUCCUGGCUUCGAAGACAGGAUCUCGAACUGCUUACAGCACUGGAGGAACUUAGAACCGAUGGACCCUAAGCUCCCCGUACUAGCACCAGGAGACAAAGAACGCAAGAACUACGCGGAAACUCAGAAGAGAGGAACCAUAAACUACCCUCAGAAACAGUACGAAGCUUACUUCAAAAUGGCGAAUCGAAUCGGAAUAAAACCAAUGCAGAUAGUGUGAUCGUACUGAUUUUUAAUUAUACUGUGGUAUGUUUGUACGGUGGUUAAUUAUUAAUUUAAAAAAAACAACUUGAACCAAAUGCAGAGUGCGUAACA